Rubroshorea leprosula is the source of this 468-nucleotide messenger RNA. NCBI's taxonomy places the organism in Eukaryota, Viridiplantae, Streptophyta, Magnoliopsida, Malvales, Dipterocarpaceae. The record is from the annotation of a GenBank genome assembly.
AGGAUGUGCCCUGGGUAUGCUCUGGGGCUUAAGGUAAUUCAGUCGAGUCUGGCGAAUCUUCUCCAUGGAUUUACCUGGAAAUUGCCUGGAAAUAUGAGGAAAGAGGAUUUGAAUAUGGAGGAGAUCUUUGGACUGUCGACGCCCCGAAAAAUCCUGCUUGAGGCCGUCGUUGAGCCUCGACUUCCACCCCAUCUAUACUUUCUGUAAUGCCACGUUUUGCGUUUAGCCUCAGUAAAAGUGGCAAAUAAAGACACCAAACUAUCCAUAAUUUCAUAGAAGUAAGAUAUAGAACUGAGCCUACAUGUUUGGUGGUGUGAUGAUAAAAUAGAGUUUCCAGACAAAAGACAAUAUGCCUGUUGGAUGAAAGUAUUUGUCUUUCUUUAUAUUCCCAAUACAUCUAAAUCCUAACCAAUGGGUUGGUUCCAAGUAGUAGCUCUCUAGUGGCUCGCGCUUGAUGUGGGUUUAAGU